GUGGCGGGGAGGGAGAGCCGGGUGUCCGCACGGGCUGCGCUGCUCCGCCGGCCCCCUCCCACCCCCCGGGCACGGAACCCCCGACCGAACACCCAGCACCGCCCCGAGCCCCCCCGGCACCCUCCCUCUUACCCCUCGGAUUGCCCUACGCAUCCUGCAGCGUCUCUAGGAUUGUUCCCAGCGCCUCGCUGCAUCCCCUGGAGGGUUCCCGGCACCUUCACCGAGCACCUCAAGCAUCCCCUGCGUCCCCUGCGUCACCUCAAGCAUCCCCUGCAUCACUCUGAGCAUCCUGAGCAUCACGCAGGGCACCACAGAGCAUCGCCUGGAUAACCCCAAGCAUCCUCCUGGAGCACUCUGAGCAUCCUCUGCAUAACCCUAAGCAUCCUCCAGAGCAUCCCAAGCACCAUCCGAAUAACCCCAAGCAUUCCAAGCAUCACCUCGAGUACUGCAGAGCAUCCUCUGGAUAACCCGAAGCAUCCCUGGAGCAAUCCUUCCCGGCUCACCCGGAGCAUCCUCCAGCCCACUCCAUCUGAUCCAUCCCUGCAUCCCAGGGAAAUGCUCAAUGUGAUGGAUUUCUCCUGCUCGGACCCGUUGUAUUCCAAGUACGAGGAGAGCUGCGAGAUGAAAGCUGGGGACCUGCAGGGCUUGGGGCAGCCUGAGCAGCAACUUCUGGAGGAGGCCGAAUUCCUCGGAGGUGAGCUGCUGGAAUACCCCCCCCUUGGCAGCCAGCUGUCCCCCUCGCUCAGCUACACUGGCAGCUUCUUCAUCAAGGCUGUGCCUGAGCACCCCCAGGAUCAGGAGUCCCUCUUCAACCUGAUGUCAGGGAUCUUGGGCAUCUCCCCCUUCGCCACCUCCGAGGGCCACCAAAGACACUUGGAUGCACUCUAUCCUUGUCCUGAGGUGGCACCCAACCAGAUGGACCUCUAUCCCAGCUGCCAGCCUGAAAUGAAUGGCUCCAUGCAAGCCUCCUUCACCGAGCAGAGCUACGGCAGCUUCCCUUCUGUGGACGCCGUGCACCCACUGCAGCCUCAACCCUCCUUGGGAACCACCUCCCAGUGCUUCUUCGAGAGCAAGCUGCUGGACACCAAGCAGGACAUCAAGCUGCCCUCCAGCUCCACAGCGCUGGAUAAGUUCAAAGCCCCCUGUGCCCAGUGGGAGCCCAUCACCCCACAUCAACCCUUCCUACCCACUGGCUUCCAUCCCACCGAGACCUUCCCAGCGGGGGAGAGCGGCCAGGCCAUGUUCCAUCCAUUGGGCUCCAAGAUGGAAAAUGCGCUGACCGUCAGCUGCCAGGCAGAGCUCGGAAGCCUCACGGAGGAUCCUGGCUGUUUCCCCAGCACCAAUUUGGGUUUUGGCUGUGAGCCAGAGAACUUUGCUGACACCAAAAUCCACAACCUCCCUGCCCAGCUGAUGCCGGAGUUCGACUCUUCCCUGGCACAACCUGAGGUCCUUCCAGGUCUGAUGGGCUCCACCGAGAUCCUCCAUCCCCAUCCCUCACCCUCAGUGCCCCCCACGGACUUUUUAGGCCACCCCGUGCCAACCUCCGUCCCCUCCCUGCUGCCCACCCCUCCUACCUUAGCCGAGCCCAAGAAGAAGACACGCCGCACCAAGUGCUCUUCCAAAUGCUUCUGCCCCAAGCCCCAUGAGAAAGCCUUUGCCUGCCCAGUGGAGAACUGCGUGCGGAGCUUUGCCCGCUCCGAUGAGCUCAACCGGCACCUGCGGAUCCACACGGGCCACAAACCCUUCCAGUGCCGCAUCUGCCUGCGCAACUUCAGCCGCAGCGACCACCUCACCACCCACAUCCGCACUCACACGGGUGAGAAACCCUUCUCCUGUGACACCUGCGGACGGCGCUUCGCUCGUAGCGAUGAAAAGAAGCGACACAGCAAAGUCCACCUGAAGCAGAAAGCGCGGACAGAAGAGAAGCUCAAAGGGUUGGGGUUCUUCUCGGUGGGUCUCUCCUUCGGCACGCUGUGAAAACCCAAUGUUGGUGAUGGGAGAUGGUGUUUCCCAAUACAGGACGUUGAACGUCCCAUGGAAGAGCAUCCCAUGGUGGGAACAUCCCAUGGUGGGGAGAACCUGGGGUGGCCCUGGAGAUGGUGCAGCCAUGGAGAAGGUGCCAGUGAAGGUGCCGCGGAAGGAGCGCUGGGAGGAGAGGUUCAGGCCAGGCAGUGCUGGACAGCGACUCACACUGUCAUAAAACCACAAAAUCGUUGGUUGGAAAAGACCUCUAACAUCAUCAAGUCCAUCUGCCACCAAGACUUUCCACCAUUACCAUCAAAAUCAACACCUCCAGCCAAUGGAGCCAUCUCCAACCUGCAGAGACUGAGUCAUCCCUACAGCUCCUCUUCCAAGGAGGAAAACAGGACAAAAUAUACUGUACAGAAGGGGAUUGAUUACCCACAGUUUUUAUACUCACGGACACACGGGCUGGGGCUGUGUUUGCAGCAAGCUGUGCCUCACCCGCACUGCACGCGGUGUUCCGGGCGCACUGAGUGCUUUCCCAAUGGAAGGCAAUGGCAGAGGAGCAGGCACCGCGUGGCUUCAUGAUGGAGAGCGGUGCACGGCGGUGCCCCUUUGGAAUGGUGAUGUCGUAAUUACGGUUAUAAAUAUUUUCCUGUUUGUAAAAAGAAUCUAUCAG
Phasianus colchicus (ring-necked pheasant) is the source of this 2641-nucleotide messenger RNA. It is a transcript of the gene EGR4, whose product is annotated as early growth response 4. NCBI's taxonomy places the organism in Eukaryota, Metazoa, Chordata, Aves, Galliformes, Phasianidae. The record is from RefSeq and is a predicted model, not a curated record. Gene Ontology annotation, molecular function: RNA polymerase II cis-regulatory region sequence-specific DNA binding; DNA-binding transcription factor activity, RNA polymerase II-specific. Gene Ontology annotation, biological process: regulation of transcription by RNA polymerase II.